AUGGAGCCGAUUGACCCAAGAUACGGCAAUUCUGCCUUGUUCGCACCGGAGCUACAAAAACUCCAGCUCACUGCUGGCACCGACGUUUACCCUGCCUUCCCGAAUGACAUCUUCGCUACAUACCAGUCGGGUCACAAUGCCGUCUUUACUCUGCCAUGCACCUAUGCGGGUGAGCCCACGAACGCUGAGUCAAAUGUUACUGUUCAUCUACAUGAUUUUUCCUUUAUCGGUGGUGCCUGGGCUGAGAAUGGUUUCAUCACUGUGGUCUUCAAAUUCAGGGCCUGGAGAAUCUGGGUACCUGUCCCAGAAGAAAACCUGGAUGAGGAAUUGGAACUUCCUUGUGGUAUUUCAUACACCUCUGAUAAAGGUCUUUUGAUGACAGACGUCUAUCUGAAGACACGUGGUGGUGGGCGCGAGAUGAUCUCUGUAUGUCUUGACGACUGUGAAAUCAAGGGCGUUGAGGCCAAAGUCGAGGGGGAUAACAGUAUUGCAGUCCUUCUGGAUUUUGGUGGGAGACUCUGGGUGUUCGUCGAUCAUGAUUAUGUGAUGAGACGCGGCUAUAAGUACUGGAGCAAGCCUUGA
Molecule: messenger RNA, 582 nt
Organism: Aspergillus calidoustus
Lineage: Eukaryota; Fungi; Ascomycota; Eurotiomycetes; Eurotiales; Aspergillaceae
Source: the annotation of a GenBank genome assembly